UUCUCUCAAACUUUUCCUCCAUCAAACUCAACACGAAGCCGCGCGAGAGGACAGCGCGGACUGCACAGCGCGCGCGGCGGGAUAUCAAACUUUCAGAUUGCACGGAAAAUGAAGCGGCUCCUGCUCGCGCUGUUGACCGUUUUUCUGUGGCACCGGUGCCGUGCCCAGCAGAGAGGACUGUUUCCAGCUGUGUUGAACCUGGCGUCCAUGGCAGAUAUAACAGCUAAUGCUACCUGUGGUUCAACGGGUCCAGAGAUGUUUUGUAAGCUGGUGGAACAUGUACCCGGCCAGCCUGUUAGAAACCCUCAGUGUCGAAUCUGCAACCAAAGAAGCACAAAACCAUUUGAGCAUCAUCCCAUAGAAUAUGCCAUAGAUGGGACCAACCGUUGGUGGCAGAGUCCCUCCAUCAAGAAUGGGAUGGAGUACCACUUUGUGACUAUCACACUGGACUUGAAACAGGUUUUUCAGAUCGCCUAUGUGAUCAUAAAGGCAGCCAACUCACCUCGCCCGGGUAACUGGAUCCUUGAGCGUUCAAUAGACGGUGUGACCUUUGAACCCUGGCAGUACUACGCCAUCACAGACACGGAGUGUCUGACACGAUUCAACAUUAAUCCACGGACAGGCCCUCCAUCUUACACCAGAGAUGAUGAAGUUAUCUGCACAUCCUUUUAUUCAAAGAUUCACCCUCUGGAGAACGGAGAGAUUCACACGUCUUUGAUCAAUGGCCGUCCAAGUGCAGAUGACCCCUCCCCGACCCUGCUGAACUUCACUUCUGCCCGCUACAUCAGGUUGGUGUUUCAGCGAAUCAGAACGCUGAACGCCGACCUCAUGACUCUGACUCUCCACGACCCCAAAGAUGUUGAUCCCAUUGUGACAAGACGGUACUACUAUUCCAUUAAGGACAUCUCAGUUGGAGGGAUGUGUAUCUGUUACGGCCACGCUAAAGCCUGCCCACUCAACACUGUUACAAAGAAGUUUAGCUGUGAAUGUGAACACAACACAUGUGGGGAGAGCUGUGACCGUUGUUGCCCUGGUUACCACCAGCAGCCCUGGAUGGCAGGAACCUUCCUCACUCGACAUAUCUGUGAACAGUGCAACUGCCAUGGCAAGGCAGAGGAGUGCUACUUUAAUCAGACGGUAGCAGACUUAUCACUCAGCCUGGACAUCCACGGCAAAUACAGAGGGGGUGGGGUUUGCAUUGGUUGUCGUGACAACACUGCAGGCAUCAACUGUCAGACCUGCGUCCCUGGAUACUACAGACCUGUCGGGGUGAGAGCUGAGGAGGAGAACCCUUGCAUCCCCUGCUCAUGCGACCCACAUGGUUCUGCCAGCCAAUCAUGUGUCGCAGAUUCAAGCCAGGCUACGCCCACCCAGCCAGCAGGGUCAUGCCGGUGUAAGGAGGGUUUUGGGGGCCUGCAUUGCGACAGGUGUGCUGUUGGUUAUAUGGGCUACCCGUUCUGUGAGCGCUGUAACUGCAGUGUGGAAGGCAGCACAAACGAUGACCCAUGCAUAACACCCUGCGUGUGCAAGGAAAAUGUAGAGGGAGAAAACUGCGACCGCUGUAAGCUGGGAUUCUACAAUCUCCAAGCUGACAAUCGACGUGGCUGCGAAAAGUGCUCCUGUAUGGGCGUUGCCAGUCAGUGCACUGCCUCCACCUGGACCUAUCAGAAUGAGACCACACUGACAGGCUGGCACCUGGUUGGAGACACAGGAGGGAGAGUAUGGUCUGUGCACAGACAGACACCUCCAUAUCUGAGCGUCCGACACUCAGACGUAGUGAAUGAUCUCGGCUCCGCCUACUACUGGAACGCACCUGGACUGUACCUGGGAAACAAGCUUUCAGCCUAUGGAGGGAUUGUGGUCUACACUGUGUCUUAUACAACAGACCAACAAGACCAAAUGGCACUUAGAGUCACCUCUGAACCUGACCUAAUCAUAGAGGGUGGCGGGAUGAAGAUUGUAGACAGAAGGUUUGGCCAGCCGCUGUACCCACCCUCGCCAAGCACCAAUCAUAUUGUUCUCCUUCCAGAAAACUUCCUGGUUUCAGACACAGCGCAACUGAUUAGUCGGAGGGAUUUCUUGUCUGUGUUAGCCAACGUGACCCGGGUGAUGGUCCGGGCCUCGUACAGCACAGAACCCAGUGCUGUGUACAGACUCCACUCAUUCUCAAUGCAGGUCGCAAAUCCCACUGCCAGAGAAGACAGGAGAGCAUCGGCUGUAGAAAUGUGUUCUUGUCCUCCUGGAUAUGCUGGGACUUCCUGUGAAGCAUGCGUUCCUGGUUUUCGGAGGGUUAAUGGAAUUCUGUACAACGGUGUGUGUGAAGCUUGUCAUUGCCAUGGACAUGCUACACAAUGCCACGAGGUCACAGGACACUGCCUGGAUUGCUCCCACCGCACCACUGGCCCUCACUGUGACACCUGUCUACCUGGCUACUAUGGUAACGCCACCCGUGGGUCACCUGCAGACUGUCAGCCCUGUACCUGUCCACUCAAUCUUCCUAGCAACAACUUCAGCCCCACCUGCCACCUAGGUGAAGAAGGGGAGUUGCUGUGCGACCGGUGUCAGCCUGGAUACACAGGACCACGAUGCGACAGAUGUUCCAAUGGAUACUAUGGCAAGCCCACUGUACCAGGAGGCUCCUGCCAGCCAUGUGAUUGCCAUGGCAACCUGGACUUAUCCGUACCUGGCAGUUGUGAUCCAAUCACAGGCCAGUGCCUGCGCUGUCGGCAAGGUUAUGGCGGGGCGGCAUGCGACAGUUGUGCCGACGGUUACUAUGGAGAUGCUGUCGUAUCAAAAAACUGCCAACCCUGUCAGUGCCACACUAAUGGCUCAGUAUAUGAGAUGUGCAAUAAGGAGACUGGACAGUGCGAGUGCAAAGAAAAUGUGGUUGGACGACAGUGUGACGAGUGCAUGCCUAACUGCUGGUGGGAUGCUGAGCGUCAGGAGUGUGUGCCCUGUCGCUGCAGCCCUCACGGCUCUAUGUCUCAGCGCUGUGAUGUUGAGGGGCGCUGCAUCUGUCGCGCCGGCUUUGUGGGCCGACGCUGUGACCUGCGUCGCCAAAGUUACGAGAGGCGAGAGACGCGCCGGCCAGUGGAGCGCAUUCCUAUAGAAACUGUGCAGCAGAGAUGGGUGGGGCCGUCCCGCACAGGGGGUUGUCCCAGGGGCGCGUACAGGCCCAAGACAGGGCCUGAGACCCAUGGCCUCACCACGGGUGGACAGUGUGUCCCGUGUCACUGUAAUUCAUUUGGUUCCAAGUCGUUUGACUGUGAUGAAAACGGCCAGUGUCGGUGUCAGCCGGGCGUCACCGGACCCAAAUGUGACCGAUGCUCACGUGGAUUCUUCAACUUCCAGGAGGGCGGCUGCACACCCUGUCAGUGCAGUCAUGUGGGAAAUAACUGUGAUUCUAACACAGGACAGUGUAUCUGUCCUCCCAACACUGUUGGUGAGAGGUGCGACCGCUGUGCUCCAAACCACUGGGGCCAUGAUAUCAUAACUGGAUGCAAGGAGUGUGGCUGCAGUGUGGUCGGCUCGGUGACCCAGCAGUGUAACGUGAACACGGGCUGCUGCUCAUGUCGAGACUCCUUCAGGGGAGAGAAAUGCAAUGAAUGUCAAAUUGGAUACCGAGACUUUCCUCAGUGCAUCCAGUGCGAGUGUAGCGUCUCAGGAUCGGACAGCCAGACCUGUGACCUGGAGAGAGGAGUGUGUGCCUGCGCUGAUCGAACGGGAAAAUGCAGCUGCAAGGCAAAUGUGGAGGGAGACAACUGUGACCGCUGUAAGCCCGACACAUUUGGGUUGUCGGUACGAAAUCCUCUGGGCUGCAGCAAGUGUUACUGUUAUGGCCUCACACACUCGUGCACGGAGGCACAGGGACUGAUCAGGAUGUGGUUAACGCUAAAGCCAGAGCAGACGGUGCUCCCCCUGGUGGAUAAAUCCAACACUGUUGAGACGAGGAGAGGAGUGAGCUUUCAGCACCCUGAGAUCAUCGCCCAUGCAGAGCUGGUCACCUCAACGCUCUCUGAACCCUACUACUGGAAGCUGCCGGAGCAGUUCAGAGGCUCUAUGAUCACAGCAUAUGGUGGCCAGUUGAAAUAUGCAGUGUACUAUGAGGCCAGAGAUGAAACUGGUCCUUCCUCCUACGAGCCUCAGGUCAUCAUCAAGGGUGGUCCAAACCGGAGCAUCGUGAUGACUCGCCACAUGACAGGACUCCAGAUCGGUCAGCUCACCCGCCAUGAGAUCGACAUGACAGAGCAUGAGUGGAAGUACGCAGAUGGCCGGUCCAUGACUCGAGAGGACUUCAUGGACAUUUUGUUCUAUGUGGACUACAUCCUAAUUAAGGCAUCACACGGCAACUUGAUGAGACACAGCCGUAUUUCCGAGAUCAGUCUAACAGUGGCGGAGGAAGGACGACCGACCAAAGAGAGUGAGAAAGCCCAUCAGAUAGAAAAAUGUGACUGCCCAAUGGGAUACUCUGGACUUUCGUGUGAGGAGUGUGCUGCAGGUUUCUACCGUCUUCGCAGCGGUUCCCUGACAUCUGCUCCAGCGUCCAGAGUGCCCAUUGCUCCCGGCAUGGGCAGCUGUGUUCAGUGCCAAUGCAGUGGGCACUCUUCCACCUGUGACCCAGAGACAUCCAUAUGCCAGAAUUGUCAAGACAACACAGAGGGUGAUCGAUGUGAACGCUGUGCUCCGGGAUUCUAUGGAGUGGUCCGAGGUUCUCCUGACGACUGCAAACCCUGCGCCUGCCCCCUUACCAACGUGGAGAACAAUUUCAGUCCUACCUGCGUAGCAGAAGGAUUUGAUGACUACCGAUGCACCGCCUGUCCAGAGGGAUACGAGGGCAAAUACUGCGAGAGAUGUGCCACUGGUUACCACGGUAACCCAAGGAUGCCAGGUGGACGCUGCGAGGAGUGUAAGUGUUCCAUGUGGGGGGCGUUGCCCGGACCAUGUGACCCUGUCACGGGCCAAUGCCGUUGCAGGGUCGGGGCAUCGGGGAAGUCGUGUGACCAGUGCAUGGACAGGCAUGUGUGUGGACCAGCUGGAAUCAUCUCCUGUGAUGACGAGUGCUCAGGUCUGCUGAUCAGUGAUAUGGACCGCCUGUAUCGCAUAAUCACUGAGGUCACUCUGACCACACCCCUCCCUCCACCUUAUAAGGUGUUGUACCGCUUCGAGAACAUGACGGAGGAACUCAAGCACAUGCUGUCGCCUCAGAAAGCUCCGGAGAGAUUACUGCAACUGGCCGACUCCAACCUAGGAUCACUGGUUGUUGAGAUGGACCAGCUACACAGCAGGGCCACUAAGGUGUCUGCUGAUGGGGAACAGGUUGAGGAUGAUGCUGACAGGAUUCAUAAACGAGCUGAGGACCUGGAACAGUUCAUCAGGGAUACACUGCUGGGAGCUAAAGACCUCCAGUCGAAGGCUGCUGAGUUGAACCAGACUCUCUCGCGGAGAGAUGGAACUCCAGACAAAAGCCUGAAGGAGAUGAAGGAGGAUAUCCAGACCAUGCUAGCCGAGAUGAGAAAACGACAGCUGGGAGGGAAGAAGAGCAUCGCUGAGGAGGAGAUGGACCUCGCAGAGGAGUUAUAUCAGAAAGUCAAGAGGUUGUUUGGCGACCCGCAUCAGGCCACAGAAGACCUGAAAGCAGAGAUAAAAGGGAAGCUCUCAGACCACGAGGGGAAGCUCCAGGAGGCCGAGGAUCUGCUCCACUCUGCCCAGGGAAAGACGAGGCAGGCUGGCUCACUGGCUGAGCAAAACCAAGCUAACCUCACAGCCCUGGAGAGGAAGCGCUCAGCGGUCAGUGCAGUGAAACAGGAGGCACAGGAGAUCCUUGGGGAAGGAGAACGUCUACUGGAUGAAGCAAACCAGCUUUCUGACAACAUCAACAAAGAGAUAGAGGACUUGGAGGAGAUGGAGAGAGAGCUGGGUCCCCUUCAUGACCAGCUGGGUGAUAAAGUCAGCCGCCUCACCAGUGGUUUAGAUGACAGCCUCGCUAAUCAAGUGCACAAUGCAGAGGAACACGCCAAGCAGCUGAAUGAAUCUGCUGCCAUUUUGGAUGAUAUUUUGGCAGAAGCUAAAAACCUCUCCUUCAAUGCAACAGCAGCCUUCAAGGCCUACAGUAACAUUAAAGCGAAUGUUGAUGAAGCAGAGAAAGAGGCAAAGGCAGCCAAACAGAGGGCGAGUGAGGCACUGGCACUGGCUUUAGGUCCAGAGAUCCCAGUAAAGGAUGCAGCUCAAGGUGCCCUUCAGAAGAGUCAGAGACUGCUGAACCAAGCCAGACAACUGCAAAACGAUGUCAAAGAGAAUGCAGAUAGUGUGGCCGAGCUGAAGGGCAGAGUUAAUGCAGCAAGAGACAAAACCAAAGACCUGCUCAAGGCUGUCAAUGGAACCAUGGCAACGCUCAACGCCAUCCCCAACGAUACAGCAGUGAAGCUAGCUGCCACAAAGGCUGUAGCAGGCGAUGCUAAUGCCACAGCCAUAGAUGUCCUCGAGCGCCUUGGAGAUCUGAACCUGCACAUCCGUGGCCUACAGAGGAACUACAGUGAGCUAGAGGACACUGUGAAUGCAGCAAAUCAGAUGAUCCAGGAUCCCGAGAAAAACACCAUCAUCCAUGCUGCAGGAGCUAAAGUGAAGGAUUUAGAGGAUGAAGCUGAUAGGCUGUUGGAGAAGCUGCAGCCAAUCAAAAAGCUACAGGACAAUUUGAAGCGAAACAUCUCACAGAUCAAGGAGCUGAUCAACCAAGCAAGGAAACAGGCUAAUUCAAUCAAAGUGUCAGUGUCAUCAGGUGGCGACUGCCUACGUAGUUACCGCCCUGAUAUCAGGAAAGGGAGGUACAACACCAUCGUCCUUCAUGUUAAAACCACAACACCUGAAAACCUGCUCUUCUAUCUGGGAUCAGCCAAAUAUGUUGAUUUCUUGGCCUUAGAGAUGCGUAAGGGGAAGGUGAAUUUCCUAUGGGACGUGGGUUCAGGUGUGGGGAGGGUUGAAUAUCCCCAUCACACCAUCCAUGAUGGGAACUGGCACAGAAUAGAGGCGUCUCGCAAUGGGUUGAAUGGUACCAUAUCAGUAUAUCCUCUGGAAGGCUCUAUGGCUGGUAUGAUGCCGACCCCGGCCAGUGCCAACUCGCCCACAGCCUUCACCAUCUUGGACGUCGACCAGAACGCCUACCUGUUUGUAGGAGGAAUACUCGGCACUGUCAAGAAAGCAGACGCAGUAAGAGCAACAACAUUCAUAGGCUGCAUGGGGGAGACGUUCUUGGAUGGUAAACCCAUUGGACUGUGGAACUACAGAGAAAGACAAGGAGACUGUAAAGGAUGUGUGGUCAGUCCGCAGCGCUCAGAUGGUGAGGGAAUAGUCCAGCUGGAUGGCGAGGGCUACGCCGCGGUGGGACGGCCCACAAGGUGGAACCCCAACGUUUCCACUGUCACCUUUAAGUUCCGCACUUUCUCCUCCGAUGCUCUGCUCAUGUAUCUUGCUACUGAAGAUAUGAAAGACUUCAUGUCCCUGGAGCUGUCAGAGGGCAAGGUGAAGGUGAAUUUUGACCUUGGGUCAGGGGUUGGCUCGGCCAUUUCAGCUAACCGCCACAACGACGGAAGCUGGAAGUCCCUCACCAUGUCGAGGAACAAGAAACAAGCCGUGGUGACUGUAGUUGACAUCGAAAGCAGUGCUGAGGAGAAGAUUGUGGCCACAUCUCAGGGUUCAGCUACUGGUCUGAACCUCAAGGAAAACCAGAAAAUCUAUUUUGGAGGAUUGCCAACGAUUGAAAACUACAGCAUGACAGCCAGGCCAGAGGUCACUCUGAAACGGUACGCGGGCUGUCUCCGGGAGAUUGAAGUCUCCAGAACUCCAUAUAAUCUCCUCAGCAGUUCCGAUUAUACUGGGGUCACUAAAGGAUGUAAUGUAGAGAACCUGUACACAGUGAGUUUCUCUAAGCCAGGAUACAUGGAGCUGGGUGGACUGUCUCUGGCGAUCGGCACAGAGAUCAGCCUGUCGUUCAGCACUCUGGCAGACACCGGGACCAUACUGCUGGCAGUAGGCGGAGCCUCACCAAUCAACCAGCAGGCCCGGAACACAAACCUCUUCAGCUCCAAGAGGAGACGCAGACAAUCAGGAGAGCCCUACCUCUCUGUCAUGCUGAACAAAGGUUCUUUGGAGGUUUUGGUGUUUACUGGCAGCCACAGUCCACGUCGUGUCAUCAGACGACCCGAGCAAGGCAUACUGAAUGAUGGGAAGGAGCACUCUCUGCGCAUUGAGAGGCUGGCUGGCAGAUCCUUUGCAGUUCAGGUUGAUGAGGAGACCAAGAGGGAGGCAACGCUUCCCAAUGACCAGCCAAUGAGCUUGCAGCGUAUCUUCCUUGGUGGUAUUCCUGCAGAGGUAGAGCAGACGUCCAACAGAGCCAAUGUCCCAUUCCAAGGAUGUAUCUGGAACCUCAUGAUCAACGCUGUUCUCUCAGACUUCUCCCGGCCCGUGUCCUUUGAGAACGCUGAAAUCGGCCAGUGUCCCAACCUUGCCCCCCCACCACCUCCACUUCCUCUGCCGGAAGAGGAGGAGCCCGAGAAGGAGAAGGAGGAGUCGAAGCCACUUAGUCCUCCACUGACCCCAGCCCCUGUUACACCGCCUACGGGGCCUUCUGCAGAGGCCACUCCCCCUGCCCCACCUGCUGCAUCCCCAACCGCUGCUAAACAGGACCCCACCGCUGACUUGGAUUCAUGUGCAUCAGCUGUGGCGCCGACAGCGCUCGAGAAGGCCUAUCAGUUUGGACUUACCAGGAACAGCCACAUGAGUUUUGCCUUUGAUGACACCAAAGUCAGAGAGAGGCUUAUAUUGGAGUUUGAGCUGAGGACAAAAGAGGAGUCUGGGCUCGUCCUCUACAUGGCGAGAAUCAACCAUGCUGACUUUGUCUCCAUACAGAUCAAGGAUGGACAGGUUUGCCUGGGUUAUGACCUUGGUCAUGGAAACAUAUCUGGCUGCGUUCCCUUCUCCAUCAAUGAUGGAAACUGGCACAAGAUCCGUGUGAGUCGUAACAAGCAGAGGGGUCUUCUUGUGGUUGAUGGACGAUAUAGUAAACAGAUGACCAGUCCAAAGAAGGCUGACCUGUUGGACGUGGUGGGAAUGCUGUAUGUCGGUGGAUUACCACAAAACUAUACUACUAAGAGAAUAGGACCAAUUCUCUAUAGUAUCAAUGGAUGCAUCCGUAACCUUAAGAUGGUGGGAGGUGCUGUGAGCGCAAAGGCAGCCACUACAGGACGCUCUGAGGCUGCUGUUGAGGACUUUAAACUGAACAUGGCCACACCCACCUCCAGUCACAUGGUAGGAAGAUGCUUUGUUGCGACGGAGACGGGCACCUAUUUUGACGGCACUGGCUUCUUGAAAGCAGUCUCUUCCUACAGAGUGGGUCUAGAUGUGUCUAUAGCAUUAGAGUUCAGAACCAGCAGAACCAAUGGAGUGCUUUUGGCCGUCAGUAACCAAGCCAACGAUGGACUCGGACUAGAGAUCGUCGAGGGCAAGAUGCUCUUCCAUGUUGACAACGGAGCCGGACGAAUCACCGCGGAGCACAUGCCCGAGGGAGAGGGCUUCUGCGACGGCCAGUGGCACUCCGUCGCUGCCAACAAACUUCGCCACAGGGUGGAACUGGUGGUCGACGGGAAGCAGAGCCAAGCAGAGAGUCUAAACGCGCGCUCCAACACCUGCGACACCAACGACCCCAUCUACGUCGGAGGAUAUCCAUAUGGAGUUCGUCAGGCAGCCCUCUCAAUCAGCACUUCCUUCAGAGGUUGUAUGAAGAAUCUGAAGAUCACUAAGGCUUCUAAGACCAUGGAUGUGCAGUUCAACAAGGCCCUGGAGAUUAAAGGAGUCCAGCCUCUUUCCUGUCCGGCUGUAGCUGCCUAACUGGUACCACAGAGCCUUUUCUUUUGUUGUUUUCCCCUAAUACUUCUCCAAGGAGCCACACAGGUCUAUGAAGUGUGGAGUGUACUGCAUUUUGGCAACAUCUUGGUCUUUGAAGCUGCAGCGGGCAGAUUUGUAUCUAAAAAUAAUCCCAUCCUAUCUCCCUGUUAUCAAUACAGAUCGUGAAAUGUGGGUGAGCGUUCCCGUUGAAGCUCAGGACUAACGCUAACAUUAAUGCUAAUUUUACUACAAGCACUGAAAUAUAGAUGGAAGUUUCAAAUUUCUUGCUACCAAUGUAGCAAGGCUGCCCAGUGCAGUUUUCAAAGAGCAAGGCAGUAAAAAAAAAAAACAACUGUGCUGCAUAAAAUUUUUGAAAUUUUACCCACACAGUUUCAGUAUGAGACCCUGACUUUUUGUACGGUGAAAGACUCUGGUCAAUAAAUCUGUAAUGGCUACAAACUAAGGUCUCGCAGUGUUUUAAAAUGGUUUGUCUGAAGAAAGAAAUAAGUAUUAAGACCUGUUUUGUGGUUACAGGUGCUCACAGUAUUCAGUAAUCCUAUUCUAGCAAGUGUGAUUAUGUGAACAUUAAAUCAGCUUUUGUUUUUUAGUGAAGUCCCUCUUGAAGAGGUAGAACAGGGUAUGUGGAGUCAUUCAUUUAUAUUUUAUCCCUGUUACACAAGUUUCUCUGGAAGCGAAUGAAACACAAUCUAUAUCUGUGUGAUUUUUCUACAUUAGUCCUUCAUAAACCUUGUUCCCCCUUUUUUAGUUAGUUAACAGAAAUGGAUAUUGUAUAGUCAUUACCUUCUCACCAUCAUGUCAGUAAAAUAAUAGAGCUCUCUGUAGAACAGAGGUGGCCAGUGAUCAAGUCUUUAGAGUUUUAAAAUGGCCAAGAAAAAGUUUACACAUCCAGUGGCUCUAAAGCCACAUGAUGGUGAGUAGAUAGUGAGAGCAAUUUAAAAUACCAAUGGGUGCAAAUCUUUCUUCAACAUUCCACAGUUUAUUAUCAAUAGAUUUGACUGAUGUAAUGGGAAACUUCCACGCAAGCUGGAGCUUGUAUUUCUUUCCAGUGAUGGUAAUUUGACGGUACAAGGUUUCUGCAGGACACUAAUGGCUAAUUCUGCAUGGUGUGGCUGAAAAUACGUAAGCAGCUGUUUCUGAAAUAUAUCCUUCAUAGCAUCACA
Toxotes jaculatrix (banded archerfish) is the source of this 11057-nucleotide messenger RNA. RefSeq names its product laminin, alpha 2 (gene lama2). Gene Ontology annotation, molecular function: extracellular matrix structural constituent; signaling receptor binding. The transcript is spliced from 75 exons. Bases 109 to 9879 code for a protein of 3256 amino acids. Lineage: Eukaryota; Metazoa; Chordata; Actinopteri; Toxotidae. The record is from RefSeq and is a predicted model, not a curated record. Gene Ontology annotation, biological process: regulation of cell migration; axon guidance; regulation of embryonic development. Gene Ontology annotation, cellular component: basement membrane.